AUGGGCUUGUGUCUCUCUGUCGAGGAACGGGACGAGAGGAAUAUCAGUCAAAACAUUGACAAGGGCCUCGAAGAAGACAACCGUCGUCUCAAGAAAGAAUGCAAAAUCCUUCUUCUAGGAAGUGGAGAGUCAGGCAAGUCGACGAUUGUGAAGCAGAUGAAGGUCAUUCACCAAGGAGGCUACAGCACAGAGGAACUUGCGACCUACCGACUGACGGUGUACAAGAACCUUGUUGAUUCUGCACAGUCACUUGUGCUGGCUAUGGAAAAAUUGCGACUCGAACCCACCCUGCCAGAGAACAAGGCGAACGCGGAUCGCAUUCUGGACUAUCGCGUCGAGGCCGACCCUUACUUUACCCUCAGCGCAGACAUUGUCAACGCGAUCGACUCUCUCUACCACGACCCCAUUACCGCCACCUGUAUGGAACGCUCAAGCGAGUUUUAUAUCAUGGACUCUGCUCCCUACCAAGUACGGCGACUUGGCGCAGAGGACUACACACCAAGCGUCCAGGACGUCCUGCGUGCACGUUCGAAAACAACAGGCAUUUCAGAAACAAGAUUCAACAUGGGUCAGCUCAGUAUACAUAUGUUUGACGUUGGUGGUCAGCGAUCCGAGCGAAAAAAGUGGAUUCAUUGCUUCGAGGCUGUCACAUCCAUCAUCUUUUGCGUGGCGCUCAGCGAGUACGAUCAAGUGUUGCUGGAGGAGUCUGGACAGAACCGUAUGGCAGAGAGUCUAGUCCUUUUCGAGUCUGUCAUCAACAGUCGGUGGUUCCUCCGGACAUCCAUCAUCCUUUUCAUGAACAAGAUCGAUCUCUUUGCCGCCAAGCUACCCAAAGUACCACUGGAAAAGUUCUUUUCAGAUUACACAGGCAAACUUGUCUUUGCUGCUGUCAAGGAAACAAUUCUACAGAACGCAUUGAAGGACAGCGGAAUUCUGUAG
Linnemannia hyalina is the source of this 939-nucleotide messenger RNA. NCBI's taxonomy places the organism in Eukaryota, Fungi, Mortierellomycota, Mortierellomycetes, Mortierellales, Mortierellaceae. The record is from the annotation of a GenBank genome assembly.